Penaeus indicus is the source of this 499-nucleotide messenger RNA. RefSeq lists its product as uncharacterized. NCBI's taxonomy places the organism in Eukaryota, Metazoa, Arthropoda, Malacostraca, Decapoda, Penaeidae. The transcript is spliced from 4 exons. The coding region runs from base 35 to 499 and encodes 154 amino acids. The record is from RefSeq and is a predicted model, not a curated record.
CAUUAUACGCGGCCGAGAUGUAAACAGAGCGGCCAUGGCGGGACUGCAAGGCGCCCCCAAGACCUUCGCUAAUCUCAAGAUAGAAGUCCCCAACGACCUCCAGAUCGAGGAUGGCGAGCUCCCGGAGGAUCCUGGGACUGAUAGGAUGGAGGAGGACGAGCUGGAGGAAGGGGAGGCCUCCGAGGACGACGUGGAGGUCAAUGUGAUCAUACGGGACGGGGACACCGGCGGGCCUGUUCGAGGGACGAGAGAACCCUUGCAGGGCAGGUACGAAGAGGGCGUCCUGCGGGGAAGGCGCGUAGGGGUCACAGAUGCUCCCAACCUUGACUCUCUGGUUUUCGAUGUAAGACCGGAGAAAAAAUACGAGAAUAGAAGUGGCGGUGGCUUUGUCUCUGGGGUCUAUGAGGUAAGGACACUGGCGGUAAUAGUGAGAGAAUUUGUCAGUAGUUCAGAGAAACAAGAUCGGUUCCAGUUCUUUAUCCAUGUGUUUAGAUGUUAA